Hyalella azteca is the source of this 989-nucleotide messenger RNA. RefSeq lists its product as uncharacterized. The record is from RefSeq and is a predicted model, not a curated record. NCBI's taxonomy places the organism in Eukaryota, Metazoa, Arthropoda, Malacostraca, Amphipoda, Hyalellidae. The transcript has 4 exons. Bases 157 to 552 code for a protein of 131 amino acids.
GUAGUGUGAAGACAUCGCUUCACUAUUCAUGCGACUUGCACGAUAGUAGACCAGAGUCACCCGUAUCUUCCGAACGUUCGCACGCAGGAGUUCUCGUAUAGUCAACUUAUUUGUUCUCGUAUAGUCAACUUAUUUGUUCUCGUAUAGUCAACUUAUAUGUUCUCGUAUAGUCAAAUGGCUCGUUUGUGGUUGAUUACUUCGCUGCUGCUGAUGGUGGCUGUGUACAGCACCGGGGCCCUAAAGUGCUACUUCUGCGACGACUGUCUGGACGAGCAGCCUCCGUUGCCUGCAGAGUGUAAAUCAAGCGUGGACGCCUGCGGGAAAUGGGUGCUUGGAGAUAUCGUAAUGAAGUCAUGCGUUCCUAAGAGCGCGUGUGAAGGAGGCGAUGCGUUGAUGAAUGUUGUCAACAGCAUCAACACCAUAGUCAGGGGCUCACGGUUAUCGAGCGUCCACUGCUGCGACACCGACGGCUGCAACGGCGCAGGUCUUCCUGCUCCCGCUGCUCUGCUGCUGCUCACCGUUCCGCUCAUCGCCAACGUCCUCUUGCGCUGAGCAAAAUUUGUCAGAACAAUCUAUGUUUUAUAUUGUCUCAGUCAUUUCUUUCGUUCUAUUUUGUAAAAUGAGAAUAAAUUCACGAUUGUAAUGUAGAUACACAAAUAACGAUUCAAUUUAAUCCUUGCUCAUGUGAUUGUCACAUGAGUCAUGUUGCAGACAAUGCUAAAACACGACGACAAAAGUAUUAAAGUAGUUUUAUUAAAAUGUGAUUUAAUAUUCCGUGAAAUCUCAAUUUUCCUCUAAAAUUGGUUAUGGUGUCAGAAGUAUGAAUGUUUUGACCCAGCUAUCAAAUACCAUUUGAACGGAUAUCGUGCCUCCACAGUCCCCACGGCAGUCGAGAAAAUGUGUUGGAAUGCACUCUGUUUCUGUAACUGAAAAUUGCAAGCUACUCACAUCUGCGUUUCAACUGCAAUCUCGUAGAUGUGAAGCCAUGA